AUGCCUCCCGUUCGACGCCAAAACGCUGCUACACAACAACGCGCAGGGAAUGUAAAUCAGCCAUCGGUGAAUGACCUUCGACAACAAUGCCUAGACAAAGGUUUGUCUGACCACGGCCGCCGAAAUACGUUGGUCGCGAGACUGCAACAACAUGCUUCAACGUCUUCGUCGAACAGUAACGCCACGGAAGUCGAGACACGAGUCGAACAAACAGCUCUCGAGACGACAUCUGUGCCACGCGAAAACCCGAGCAAAAGCUCUCUUUUAAACGACGCUCAGUUGGCCCAAAUCCAAUCGAUCAUCGCGAGGAUAGUCCAACAAUCGGUUAACGACAUCGCUACAAACGCCGCUCGAGCUGCCGUACAAGCCAUGGCAAGUGCACCUUUGCCAAUUCCCACGAGUGAGCCACAACACAGCGCCAACCCUUCGACUUCGUUAGACAACGCCACGGCAAUUUUCUAA
This is a messenger RNA of Paramuricea clavata, 462 nucleotides long. NCBI's taxonomy places the organism in Eukaryota, Metazoa, Cnidaria, Anthozoa, Malacalcyonacea, Plexauridae. The record is from the annotation of a GenBank genome assembly.